AUGGCCGCCAUCAACGAUCCAACCAUCGCCCUGGGCGACAACUUCACAAAGCUCUCUGGGCCCGAGAACUUCAGAGACUGGUUCCAGUCUUUCAAAGACAUUGCAAAAAUCCACGGAUACGCUGAACACUUCAAGGACAACGCUGGAGUAGUCACGAAGCCCAUUGCGCCCGCCUUCCUCGCCCCUCAACAAGCCGCCGACCAGGGACAAGAGCAAUUUAUUCCGCAGGGUUGGGAGUACCACCUCGCCGUUUACAACACUCACCUUCAAGAAUGGAAGGACCAUGAUGUGGCCUCUCGCUCAGCUUUGGCCCUCCUCCACGCUGCUAUCGAACCAUCGGUGUGGAAGGAAGUCAGAGACGCCAACUCACCAGCAUCCGCGUUGAAGGCCGUUAUCAACCACAUUAACGACCAGACACCAAACGAAGUCCUGUCAGACCGCGCAUGUGAAGUGAUCAGCUCUCUUGACGACCUAAGGACGGCAACUGCGGUUCGCCAAUUCGUCGUCGACUUCGAGGAGCUCUACGGAGACGUCGAUUUCGCAAACGACACUUCAAUCUGGGCUAUCGAAAAGAUCAAUGAAGCUUUGCCUUAUGGAUACCGCACGUUUGUCGGAAAUUGGAAAUAUGACAUCAAGGCCAUACCUAUCACUGGCAGGAUCUUCCAGUUGUAUCGGUCUCGUCUUAUCAGCCAUGAUGAAGGAGGCGACAACCCGAAAAAGAAAAGGAAGGUUCGCAAAUCCUCCGCAUGA
Alternaria novae-zelandiae is the source of this 750-nucleotide messenger RNA. RefSeq lists its product as uncharacterized. The transcript has a single exon. The coding region runs from base 1 to 750 and encodes 249 amino acids. NCBI's taxonomy places the organism in Eukaryota, Fungi, Ascomycota, Dothideomycetes, Pleosporales, Pleosporaceae. The record is from RefSeq and is a predicted model, not a curated record.